Molecule: messenger RNA, 10470 nt
Organism: Trematomus bernacchii (emerald rockcod)
Lineage: Eukaryota; Metazoa; Chordata; Actinopteri; Perciformes; Nototheniidae
Product: trinucleotide repeat-containing gene 6A protein-like
Biological process (GO): miRNA-mediated post-transcriptional gene silencing; positive regulation of nuclear-transcribed mRNA poly(A) tail shortening
Cellular component (GO): nucleoplasm; P-body
Molecular function (GO): nucleic acid binding
Source: RefSeq, a predicted model, not a curated record
AGAGAGAGAGAGCGAGAGAGAGAGAGAGAGAGAGAGGAGGGGAAAGCAGAGCUCAAGCGAAAGAAGGUUAGCCAGCAGCGAGUUAAGAAAAUGGCGAUCAUGCAGGACGAAUGCCUCCCCUCGUAGAUGCUGCAAAAAGCGUUGAAAUUCUUUUAGCCUUACAGCCGGCUUUUCUUUCCACUCGGUUGCACUUUAUACUUCAAUGAGAGAUUCGGAAUUGAAAGCUGUUGCCACCAAAGAAGCUAAAGCAUCGUUACAGGGAACAUACCCAUAGAGGGAAGAACAGUGGAUGGAAGAGAGAGAGAGACGGAGAUUGUGACGAGGACGGAGGAUAAGAAGAUCAAGGACUGGUCAAAAGUGCCAGAGCAUACCAAGUCAAGACAGAGUCCUAAAUCUAAACAACUUCCCCCCCUUCCCCCUCCCCACAAAUACACAUACACACAAUCGUACACACAUACAGUCCUCAGCAAUGCCAAGGGGGCCCGAUCAGCCUGCUGCCCGCUCUGACAAGCCCUGCCUCUUCACCUCAGGCCCUUGAGGGCUGUGCCCUGUGAGCUUUAUCCUUUUGACCUCCCAUUGGUCAACCUUGGAACCGGAGGUCACUCGUUCUCCACUCGACCCGGGGUCACGAGCCGCACUCACAGGCAUGGCUCCCAUUCGGGAUUCCGUCAGCCACUCCCCUAAUCAAACAGGUCUGGAGCACCCUGGCUUGGACUCGCAGUAUGAGCCUUCCCCCUGGUCCUCUGGCUCCCCCUGCAGCGGUGACGGUAACACCAACUGGGGCAAAGUCCUAGUGGACGGAAGCACCGACAAACCCAACAACCCUUCUUCAACCAACUCUUCCGUCUGGCCUCCGUCUUCUUCCUCGUUCUCUUGCUCCUCGUCUUCUUCCUCUUCUGGCUGUGGGUCAGGAUCGGACCCAGAGUUGGCGUCAGAAUGCAUGGACGCAGAUUCUAGCUCCUCGAUCGGCUCGGAGAAAAACCUUGCCGCUGUGACGACAGUGAUGAUGAUGUCAGCAAAUGCUCCUUCCUCUGUGUCUUCUACGGCUUCUUCUCCCUCCUCUAUGGUGACUUCCGACAUGAUGGUCGGCGUUUCGGUGAAUGGAGACAGCAACGGCAACAGUCGUCAGAUAAUCGGCGGAGGGAUGGGGGGCAUCGGCGGUGCAAAUAACGGAAAUAAUAACCUCACCGGGUCCUCCCACUACUCCGCGGCUGGGUCCAGCAGUAUUGGCAGCAAUAACAUGGGCAACCACAACAAGCCCGUCAAUAACAGUGGUGUCUGGGGCAGCAACAUGAUCUCUGGAGGAAGCCCCCCCUGCAUCAAUGGAGGGUUGAACCCAAACACUUUAAACCCAAAUGCCAACCACGGUGCCUGGCCACAGAAUCCAAGCCCAGUGUCCCAGGGCCAAAGGCCUCCUCAGGCUCAGGGGAUGAAACUGGGUAUAGCUCCCCAGCAGGGCCCCAUGCUUGGCUGGGGCGGCAUGGCAGCUCCCAACAACAGCAGUAUGAUGGAAGACACCGAGAAGAAUAAUGGUACAGCAAGCAGCAAGGUGUUAGGAAGCAGCAACAGUGGAAAUGGUGGCCUACAGCCGACCAACCUUAACACUGAAUCCAAUGGACCAAAUAACACUAUGAUGAUGAAUACUACUACUACUACUACUAACGCCACAAUGACCUCUAGUCCACCAAACUCUACAGCCUCACCCCAACUCAGCGGGGAUUGUUCCUGGGGCACUAUUGGAGGAGGGAACGUGGGUCCGCUGGCGAAUGGAAACCCCAUAUCAGCCCCCCAGCACCCCCAAGGAGAGCUGGGAGGUCCUGGGACCUUCGGUACGCCUUGGGGCGCAACUACCUACCCUGGUGAAAAGGGCCCCCUAAAUGCAGACACUGUGAACCCACAAAACCCUGCCUUAAUGCAGGCCGGGAACCCCCAAAUAUCCUCUACUGCUGCUUACAAGAGUAAUAAUAACCACAAUAACACUGGGGCCCCGCACUGGGACCAGGGGCCUGCCAAUAACCCAAACCAGCCUCAGAGCAACUCCUGGGGUAAUCAAAUCCAAGGCUCUGCAGGCCAAACGCCAGGAAAUGGGAACCAAACUACGAUGGGCCCUCCAGUAGGGAUACCCCGGCCCUGGGGGAGCAGCGCGUCUUCUUCCUCUUCCUCAUCGUCCUCUACCACAUCCAACAACAAGAUGCCGAAUGGAGAAUGGGGAACGACAGCUCCUGGUAUCAACCAAUCAGAUGCUGGAAGUCAUAAAGGAAGCUCUGCCAACAAUGGCUGGAAGAGCUUGGAGGAUGACGCCAUGGGAGUAGGAGGAGGGGGAGUAGUAGUAGGAGCAGUAGUAGGAGCAGGGGGAGUAGGAGGAGGGGGAGGAGUAGGAGGAAGUCACGCCAUAGGGAGCGUCACUGGAGGCUGGGGCCGCUCUGGAGGAAGUGAGGGAAGCGGAGAGAGCUCCGGAGGCCGAUCCAGCGCCGACAGAGACCAGUCAAAAGGGGGAAUCCGCAGAACGGUUAUCCCUCCUGGGCCAGUAGUAUCGGCUGUGCCCCCGGUCGACGUGGACCCGAGAGUCCUUUCCAACACUGGAUGGGGACAGACACCCGUUCGACAGAACACCUCCUGGGAUGUCAACUCUCCCGUUAAUAGACAAGUUCCUAGAGGCGACGAAAGAAAGCAAAGCAGCGGAGGCCCCGGAUGGGGCUCAGCAACACCGGCAGCUCCCUCCCAGACCUCCGGAGGUUGGGGUGGUGGGCCGGGCAACUCAGGUCCAGGUCCAGGUCCAGGUCCAGGUCCAGGUCCAGGUCCAGGUCCAGGUCCAGGUCCAGGUCCAGGAGGCUCUGGCUGGGGCGAGCGACACAACUCUAGUUGGGACAAUAAAGCCCCAGCAAACGGAGGAGGUGGGCAGAGCAGCUGGAACGAUGGAUCCGGCUACAAGGGUGGCAACAACAACAGUAACACUUGGAGCAAUAACACCAACAAAGACGACAGAUCCAAUACCUGGACUAAUGCGCCCAAACCGCAGCAGCAAGGCUGGGGUUCGCAGAGUGGACAUGGAAGGGAGGGCUGGGGUCACGGUGGAGAUGGACCCAGAGCAGGGGGCAACAACCACUGGGAGGGGCGGGAGAGGGAUAGCGACAGCAACCGCUCAGGCUCCGGAUGUUGGAGCGAGCAGAGCCGAACCAACACCAGCAGCGGCGGCAACACCUGGGCGGGCGGCGGAGGAUCAAAUACUCCAGAACAGAGCACUCCGAACCCAGGCUCCAACUGGGGUGACUCAAACCCUCAGAAACCCAACCCUCAGGGUCACAGCCAGGGCUGGGUCGAGCCCGCAAAGAACAACCAGAACUGGGGUGAGCACAAUCCAAAGCCCUCCAACGAGUGGGGGAAAGCUCCUGAAGCCAACAUGUCCCGAGGCAAUCCACCCCCCACCAAGCCCGCAGGCUGGCAAGGAGGCCCAAUUCCCACAGCAGUUCAGAAGGAGGAAACUUCAUCUGGGUGGGAAGAGCCUUCUCCUGAGUCUGUUCGCAGAAGGAAUGAGAUCGAUGAUGGGACAGCAGCUUGGGGAGAACCAGCCGCUAAACACGGCGUUGGAGCUGGCAACAUGUGGAGCAAGACCAGACAAUCAGAGCAGGAGGCUGCGAGUCAGCCCCCUCAGCACCAGCCCCACCCGCCUCGCAGCGUCAUGCAUCCUCCUCCGCCCGUGCAGCCUAUGGCCCAGGACAAAAGCUGUAAUAGUUGGGGUGAGCCGUACGCCAAGAAGAAGGAGUCCUCAACGUGGGAGCCUCCCGCUCCUCCACCUGUAAAAGUGGACAACGGGACGUCUGCCUGGGGGAAACCCAUGGAGACCAACUCCACCUGGGAGGAGCCCGGCCGAGAUAAGAGAGACUCCGCUGCGCCUGGAUGGAGCGGACAGCACAAGCCUGUAGCUCCAGGUCCCAAGCCCAUGGAGACGUGGGGAGGGGGAGAGGGCAACAGCUGGGACCAGGAAGAGGAGGUGGAGAUCGGCAUGUGGAGCAACAGCCAACAGGACAACAGAUCCCACGACCAAAACACCUGGAGCUACAAGCAUAAAGUCUCCAGCAAGAUUAACAAACCAGUCAACAAACAGGAUGAGCCCUGGAUGAGGCCGUUCGUCAACCAGUUCAACAGCAUGAACUUCUCUAGAGACUCUCCUGACGACUCCAUGAAGACGGGAGCAGGCAUGGUGCAGGACAAGCGUAUGGACAUGGGCGGCAUGGGAGACUACAACGGAGGGAUGGGGAAGAACCCCGGGUCUCGCCACCAGCUCCACAGGGACUCUCCCAUGGACCGCAGCUCUUACUAUGACAAGAAUGUAAACCCUAUGAUGGGUGGCAGCAGCGUAGCACAGGGCCGAGGCGGCCCCCAGUCACAGAUCCCCCCCCAACCCAACCUCCGCAACCAAGUGCCUCCACCCAUCCUGCCCCCUCAGGUGUCUCCAUCCCUGUUGAAGUACCCGGGAGGUAAUGGAGGUCUGAACCCUCUGUUCGGCCCUCAGCAGGUCGCUGUGCUCAACCAACUCUCCCAGCUCAACCAGCUGUCACAGCUCAGCCAGAUCAACCAGUUACAGCGUCUUCUCCUCCAGCAGCAGCAGCAGCAGCAGCAGCAGCAGAAAGCUCAGAGCCAUAGACCCAUGCCUGUGGGACGACCCAGUGAACAGACUCGUCCUAUUGGUUCGUCUCCGUCGAUGAUGCAGCCGCCUCGCCACCUGGACCCCUCCAUGAUGAAACCGCCUCCAUCACACAAACCCUACAUGGAUAACUACAUGUCCCACAAUGCCCCUGACAUGCAGAAGGACGCUUCUUCUCUUGGAUCCUUCAGCAACUUCCCUUUAAGCUUGAACUCUAACAUGAAUGUACCCCUGGACAUGGGUGUUGGUGGAGGUAGUGGCGGCGGAGCUGUGAGCUACAAAGAGCCGCCCCAGUCCAGAAUGAAGAAACUUUGGUCGACUGACCCUCUGGAGCAGGACAGCAAAUCUGGUGCUAUGUCGUCUGGGCUGCGUCUGGAGGACUCUCCCUUCUACAACUUCCUGUCUCCUGGCCCGUCAACCCUGAGUCCUCCCGGCCAAUCAAUGGGCUCGGUGGGAGAUGGCUGGCCACCCCGUGCCAACUCCCCCUUGCCCCCUGGAAACACUGUCACCUGGCCCCCAGAGUUCCGACCCGGGGAGCCCUGGAAAGGUUACCCCAACAUUGACCCUGAGACCGACCCCUAUGUGACCCCCGGCAGUGUCAUCAACAACCUCUCCGUCAACACCGUCCGCGACACAGACCACCUCAGGGACAGGAACAACGGGCCAUCCUCAUCACUGAACACCACGAUGCCUUCUAACAGUGCCUGGUCAUCCAUUCGUGCCUCCAGCCACAGCGGUUCCCUCACCAGUACAGCACAAAGCACUUCAGCCAGACCCAGUGAGUCGAAGUGGUCUCCCGGCGGCGGUUCUGUGUCCAACUCCUCCCUGGCCCACGAGCUGUGGAAGGUCCCCCUGCCCCCCAAGGCGCUGGCUGUGGCGGCUCCUUCCAGACCUCCACCCGGCCUCACCAGCCAGAAGCCCAGCUCCGCCUCCUCCGGCUGGGACAGCUCUUCCCUGAGGCUGGGGGGGUGGGGCUCCACAGAGUCCAGAUACACACCUGGUUCCAGUUGGGGCGAUAGCAGCAGCAGCAGCAGCAGCAGCAGCUCAGGGAGAUCCCAAUGGCUCGUUCUGAAAAAUCUCACACCUCAGAUUGACGGCUCUACCCUGAGGACUUUGUGCAUGCAGCACGGCCCUCUGAUCACAUUCCACCUCAACCUGCCACACGGUAACGCUGUGGUCUGCUACAGCUCCAAGGAUGAGGCCGCUAAGGCCCAGAAGAGCCUGCACAUGUGUGUUUUGGGGAACACUACCAUUCUGGCCGAGUUUGCCAGCGAGGAGGAAAUCAACCGUUUCUUUGCACAAGGGCAGUCACUGGCCACUCCCUCCUCCAGCUGGCAGGCCAUCGGCUCCUCUCAGAGCAGAAUGGAUCAGUCUCACCCAUUCCCCAGCCGCGCUCCUGAGCCCACCCAGUGGAACAGCAGCGACCUCCACAGCUCCUCCCUCUGGGGCGGGCCCAACUAUUCCAGUAGCCUGUGGGGGAAUCCCAGCGGCACCGAGGGGGGGAGGAUCAGCAGCCCUUCUCCAAUCAGCUCCUUCCUCCCAGUGGAUCACCUGUCAGGGGUAGGGGACUCCAUGUGAACCGCCUGCCAAUCAAAACAGGCUGUGGGAAGGGUCAGUAGAGAAUAAUCAAUAAUCAGCAGAAGAAAAUGAAAAAAAAAAAGUAGUUAAAAAAAAAAAAAAAAGCAAUGGCACUAGUCGGACUCUUUCUCACUUACAAGAAAUACAACAAAGCGGGGUCUCCCCUGUGGAAAACAAGUUACGUUUCUCUCUCUGCACAUAUGUCCACUUUGUUUUAGCCCAAAAACAUAUCAGUCGGAAUACUUGAAUCAUGCAGGCCAAUUCUAUAAUGUGAACGGAUGGAUAUUUGCUUCCAGGUAGUGCUCUUUCAGACCGAAAAAAGCUUAAAUCGAGCUCAUUAUUAUAUAUAUAUAUAUAUUUUUUGUUUCAUUCGUCAUGUUUAUUUGAAUUCCAAUUAUUUUCAUUUUUAACGUUUUCUUUUUGUUUUUUUUGCAUUUGUUUGCUGACAAUGUUGGAGUAAGAGCUUUUUUAACUUUGCACUGAAUGUGGUUUUUUCUCAGUAUAUAUAAUCUGCAAUAUAGAGGGAGCAGCCCGUUUUUCCAGUGUAGCUGUUUACUCAUUGAGGUCCUUACCGUAUGUGUGUGUGUAUGCGCGUGCACGUGCACAUAUGUGCGCGGAAGUACUUUGUGUGUGUGCGAAUGAGUAUGUGUGCGCUCCUCUCUGCCUUGGCACGCCUACCUUACUGCGUUGUCGUGGAGUUCAAGAUCAACAGAUAGUUAAAGAAGAAUAAAAGCUGACUUAGGAGGAUUAUCUGGUGAUGGUAAAAGUGACAUUAAAAAGUAUUGCACCAAUUUUGUUUUAAAACUAAAGAACGUUGAGCUCUGCAGUGCAAAGGACUGUAGCCGCAGCUGGGACUAGCAAGCCCCGCCCACCCAGUGUAAGGGGGCGGGGCCUAUCUAGCAAGCCCUCCCACUAGCCCCCUAGUGGGCAGGGGGGAAACAGCACUUUCAGAAUAGGCUUUCAAUGUUUUGGAGGUGCCACACUGCAACCUCUUGUUUACAAGACUUAGGAGGCGGAACGUGUGUUCAUUCUUCAUUUUAAAGAGAAGAUGGAAAAAUAGAAAAUAGUGGAAAAAAAAUAAGAAAAAAAAAAAUAAGAAAAAAAGUAAAAACUCUUAUUGAGGAUGAAGACGAUGCUUUGUAACUCUGGGAAUUCGGAUCAGUGUUUUUGGCCAUGGCGUUGGUUAUUUGAACUAUUCCUCUUUGUCUGCUAAAUAACCAGCAAUGGUUCUCAGGAAAUCAAGCCAGUUUUCCCCCCCUUGUAGGUGAAUUAAAAAAAAGAAACUACUACUCCUUGUAGGAAAGGAAAAUCCAACUUCUAGCACUGAAACUAUGUAUAGGUCUGUACGUUUUAUUUUCUCUGCCAAAUAACUGCUUUAAGCUGGAGAAGCUCAACACACUGCUUUCAAUAUGCUGUCUUUUGAGGGACGGGGGUUCCUGAUGUGGGCGGGGGUGGAGGACGGGCUGCAGACAUCCCAAUGCUCCCUCUCUCCUCCUCUUCCUCCACUCCUCCACUGAUGUUAAAAAUCAAAAGUGGGGAGUGUUUAUUGUAUGAGUGUGUGACUGUCAGUGGAAAAUGCUCGGUCUUGUCAGACUUCUAAACCAAGAGAAAGGCGAAUCUGUAUCUAUGCAUACUGUAGCCUCUCACACGGCCUACUGAGACGCGUUUUUUGUUUUUUUUCUCACAAAAUGUUUUAAAUGUUUCAUUAAGUACAACAAAAAUGCAAACUAUAACUUGCUUUUUUGUUUUUUUAAUCGCUCUCAUUGCCACAAAUGGUGUUUUUGAAAAAAGGAAAGAAGAAAAAGCUUAAAAAAUCUUUUUGUUUGGUUGAAGAUAAUAUUUUAACAGUGCAAAAGUCGUCCACAUUUCAUUGCCUUGAUCCUAAUUGUGUCCGAAGAUGCAACAACAAGUCAAGUGGCUUCUACCUGUUUACAAAUAGAAUAUGAUUGUAUUGUUGUACUGUUCUUUUUUUUUCUUCCUUUGGGGUUGGGGAGGGAGGGGGGGGUACUCAUCUGAAGUUCCUGAAUUGUGUGUGUGAAUGUGUGUGUGUUACGAGGCUCUGAACCGGCGGAUGUUAGUCUAAUCGGAGAGGGUCGUGUUGCGAGAGCGGCGUGAAUGUAAAUCCACCAGUGGUGUUUGUCGACUAAAUACACGUGUGAAUAAUAGAUUUACCUAUCUACCAGUGAUUGUUUAGUAACUAUGAUGCACAAUUAUCGGGGGAAAUCAAAAAGCUUCAGAGAGUGCGCGAAAGAAGUCAGCAUUAGCGAAGCCAUGGACCUUAAUUUCUUCAUCGUGUAAUUGCUCUGUGUUAAAGCCCGUGUGCGCGUGUCCCCUCUAUAGGUUUUUAUUUCAGAAGUACUAGAAAACGUUGGCUUAAGUUGUGUUUUUUUAAGUUAAGUCGUGAAUCUUUAACAACUUCAAAGCUUGCGUAGUGAGACAGAACCUCGAGUAUUAGCCAGAUGUGACCGUGGUGUGUGCCAGUAUUGAACUGCUCUCUACCAAAUAAUUCAAUCAUACAAAAGAUUAGUUUACUUAUUCCAGAAUCUCUUUGCUUAAACUAUACAUAUAUAUCUUAUUUGUGUUUGUCUGUCAAGUGGAACAUCUGAACCAUAUUUGUUAUUCUUUGAGUUAACUUAAUUUGACAAAUUGAACUGAGGCGCCUUGGAUUUUGCACUUGGGUGGAUUAGAGGAGAAGGCCGAGCGAGCGGAGAGCAAAGCCGAGAUGGAGGGCGUAUUUGUUGAUUAUCAGGUCUGUCUGAGGGCGAAGAUGCGUCUGAGUAUUGUGACAGGGUAAUGUGUGUGUGUGUGUGUGUGUGUGUGUGUGUGUGUGUGUGUGACUAGAGAAGAUGGUGCUUUGUUGGCCCCCAGUGAGGGAGCAAGAGAGGGGCUUGGUCGUCCUCUCCAGGUUUACCUCUCACUGUUCGCCGGGCUGGCUCGCCACGCCGCCUGUACCGAGCCUGAAUGUAGCUGAAAACGGUUUUGAAAAAAAUAAAAUGUACUUUGCCGAGACUCGAUCUGCCUUCCCCGGUACCUGAUCAGCCUCAAACAUGGAAAAAUAUCAAGUAAAUCAACCUUUGCUUUUUGUUUAUGUAUCUAAAUCAGUAUUUGGCAACUGUUCUUGACCACGCCCCAUGUUGUUACGGCAACCGUUGCCGUGGAGACGCUCUUGUCUCGAGCUUGACUGAAUCGAGGGUUCUUAUUGGCCCGUAGCGACUUGGGAACAGGAAUGAGACUUCUGAUUGGCUGGUUCAUCCUGGCUUUGUUGUUUUUAUCAGGGACACGGGGUUAUACUUGCCUUUUCACUGGCUGACCCAGGAUCAGCUCUUCCUCUCCGACUCCUAAGCUUAACUACAGGAGAGGAAAUGCAAAACGAGAACUGACAGGAAGUCCGGGGGCAAGUGAACUCCAAGCAGUCUAUUUAUUUACUUUCCGCAUAUAUUUUACACUUCGUUCAUUCUGAUUUUUGGCAAUGCUAUUUCUCCUAGCGCUGAUACCGGGAGUAGUUCUGUCCCUCGUCAGUAUCCUUACCUUAACCAAUAAUGGGACUUAAACUGACCUCGGAUCAGGAGCAGGAGGCCGCAUCGCUCUGCUGUUAGAGAAGGGACAAGCAACGUCUGUAAAACGCCUCUCAUUCAUGUUAAUGUUACUGUUUUGGUCUCCGGCUUAAUCUCGCUCUGUUUCCGUCUCGUCGAAUCUACUGUUAGUGUGAGUGUGUGUGGGGAGAUGCAAAAACCCAGUCAAGUACAGAAACUGUGUGUAUGUUCGAACACAUUAUCAUGCCAAAUCGAGGAGGGAGGGUGAGAGGGAAGGAAAGGGAUUGAUUUGAUUUCUUUUCUCUUUUUUUGCGUGUUGUAUAAGAAGUGUGUGUUUGUGUAUUUAAAAAGAAAAAAAGCUGGACAAUGUUAAAUGCUUGAAGAAAUCAUUUGCAAAAGGAUGAUGUGAGGAAAACCACCACAAGCAAUGUACAAUCCCCAGGGCUGCCAAGCAGCUUUCAGACAGGGCCAGACGAGGGGAGGGAAGAAGGAAAGGAAGGAAGGAGGGAGGGAGGGAGGGUGUAGGAAAGGAGGGAAGCUGGCUGGUGAUACUAUACUACUUUUUAAUGUUUAAGAAAAAAUAAUGUGACUCUGUUUUUCUCUUGAAUUAACUAUCCUGUGAGCAAAUGCUAUAUUAUAUAUCAUAACACACCCAACGGCUCCUACUGUCGAUCAAAAGGCUAUUUUUGUUGACGCAAAAAAAAAAAAAAAAAA